Molecule: messenger RNA, 3087 nt
Organism: Trypanosoma conorhini
Lineage: Eukaryota; Euglenozoa; Kinetoplastea; Trypanosomatida; Trypanosomatidae
Exons: 1
Coding region: 1-3087 (1028 amino acids)
Source: RefSeq, a predicted model, not a curated record
AUGGCUGCGGCGGCCGGGGACAUCCCCGUCCUCGCCGACGUCGUGGAGCGGCCCAGCGGAGACGGCGCGGAGCCUCGCCGCACGCUGCGCCCCAUUCAGGCCGUUGUGGGGAGUCCCUUUCCGCGGUGCCUCCCGGACCGCAGCUACGGCCAACGCACGGCAGACGCGCCCAGCCGCGGCGAGGCCACGCGGGCCACCCGCGCGACAGCCGCGGGCCCCGCUCACGGACUCACGGCCCACGUGCAGCCGGCGUUCGACGGCGGGGCAGACAGCCACGCAGAUGCUGCCGAGAUGGGCCUGCACGCGGGUGCUGGCGCGAUGGCUUCACUGGCGCGUCAGCACCAGUGGCAGGCGAACGAGUUUGCAGACCUGGCGCGGGGCUACUACGCCGUGCCGCUGUGCCCCUCCGGCACGGAGGCGGCGGCAUCUCCCGCACCUCUUCAGGGCGAGGCGUACCUUGAGCUUCUACUGCGCUUUUUGUGCAGCACCGUCCGCAAGCAUCGCGAGUGUGCCACGGCGGCGUUGCGGGCACGGCUAGUGGUCGAUGACAGACUGCGGGAAAGAUGCGCGUUUGGCCCUGGCUGCGCGCAGCUGCUGCGGCUCCUCAUCACGGAGCUCUCCUCCGGACACACCGUGCCGUGCAGCGCCGCCGCGGAGUGUCUCGUGUGGCUCCUUUACGACGCCACCGCCGAGGUGGUGGAGGCGGUGGGGGAGGUCGGCGUUCCCCCCACAGACGCGGCCACACGCGCGGAGGGGGCGCAUCAGCAGCAGCAGCAGCAGGAGGAGGAGGGCGUCGCCAGCGGCACAGGCAAUGAAGCGACGUUUGCCGAUCUCUCUGAGUGGAUGCGGAGCGGCGAGGACAAGGCCCGCGCGCUGGAGCAACUGGGACUGACGACGAGCGUCAUGGAUGCACUCGGGGUGCUGCCGCCGACGCUGGCCGCGCGGCUGCUGCUGGGCGGUGGCGUCUUGUCGCUCCCACGCGUCGCCGUGCGCGUGGCGGCCGACCCGCGGUACGCCCAGUUUGUGGCGGGGCGGCUGGGCAGCGUGGUGGCGGGGGCCACGCCGCUUGGGGAGGUCGUGGAGGAGCUGCUGCUGCUGCGCCGCGUGCUGCACGUGAAGCAGGCCUGCGCCGCGCUGCUGCCGCCGCUGCAGGAGGUGCUCGCUCUCUUCCUCCGCCACGUGUGCGCCGCGCCCGACGAGGCGCCGCGCUGCGUCUCGGACGUUGUGGCGUGUCUCGCGGCCUUCCUCGUGCUCCGCGCCUUUGUGCGCCACGGGAUCUUUGACGUCUUCCACGACCUCCGCGACACGCUGCUCACGGCGGUGGGCGUGGGUGCGUGCAUGCCGGCGGAGAUGUGGCUCCUCCUCACCGCCGCGGCCCCGGUGGAGACGUGCGGGGUGGAGUUGGCGCGCGUCGCGCAGCAGACGCUGCUGCCGCGCGUGCAGGCCGUCGAGGACGGCGUGGGGGACGCGGCGCCGCCGGGCCACUGCGCCGCGCUGCUCGCCGCCCUCACCUCGACGCACUACCUGGCGACGUACUUCACCGUCGCCUGCGGGGCGGCGGAGACGGAGGCGCUGCUCGGCGCUGCGGGCGAGACCCAAGGGCGUGUACAGGCAAUGCUGGCGACGUGCCUGCUGACCGCCACGGGGCUGCAGCGUGCCUUCGCCCGAGUGGGGGAGCAUCGAGGCGUGGGGGCCGCCGCCACGGCACCCAACCAGCCGCCCACGACGCUGAACCUGCGUUCCUUUGUGGAGGCUGCCUGGGCCUCCCUGAACCACGCGCGGGUUCGCCUGAUGGCCGCGGCGCACGCCGCCUUCCCUGCGGUUUGCUGCGAGGCCUCGAUGGGCUACGCCGCGGCUCUGGCCGCCCACUUUGAGCAGCGCUGCAUGGGCAUUUCCCAAGUGGCGGGGCACCUGCCGCCGGACGAGCUGUGCACCAUGAUUGAGGUGGCCGGCUUCAUGCGGCGGCACUCGCGCGCCACGCCGCGCGAUCACCGGCGGCAGUACACACGAGACACGUACGUUGCCGAGGUGUUCAUUCUGCACGGCAUCGCCGUGACGAAGCACUGCCUGGACGCCGCCCCCACGAUGAUAGCCGCGAUGCUCGGCCUUCCCGACGACACCGAAUUUGGCGCGGUGGUCCGUGCACCCUCGCCACCGUUGCCGCUUGUGGCGUUGGGGCAGAGCUUGCGCCGUGCCGUCGAGCAGACGCAGUGGCCGUGGUUCCUCUUCCCCCUCUACGACGCGGAGCUGCCGUGUAAGUCCGCGUGGUGUGCCUGGCUGCAGCAGGCGCUUGGGGCGCACGAGGGCGUGAAGCGGUUGCUAAGGUGGGACCUUGUGCUGUGCCACGCCCUCAAGUGGGCGGUGCUGCACCGCGCGACGCAGCGGGACUGGGGCAGCCAACACGACGGCGCUGACGGCGCGCCCUGUGGGGAGAACGCGGACCUCGUCGCGCUGCUGGAGGUGCUCUGCGGCGGGGUGCUGCCGUCGUCGGGGGGCGUUCUCAGCGACGCGGCCUCCGACGCGCUGAAGGCGCUCACCGCCUACGCCGCCCCCCACGCGGAGGAGUCGAUGAGCAGGCGCCUUCUUGAGGCGCUUGCGGUGGCCGCCGCCGCCUGCCCCCCGCCUGUUGCCGUCGUGCUCGCUCGGCUUAUUGCCCACACCGUCAUGACGGGAGAAGACACGCGGCACCGCAACUUCGCAGACGCGGCUGCGCCUGCCAUCCCCACCGCGGCGAGCGCCGGCGCAAGUGAUGGCGGGAGCGGCGUCGUAUUUGCAUCUUCCGUGAGUUCUGAGCGUCUUUUGCGGCGGUGGGCCGCGACAGGGCGGCUGAGCGAGGCGGCGCCGCUCACAGGAGCCGUGGCGUGGGAAUUGGGGGACUUUGUGGAGCUCCUGCAGACGGCGGCGGAGCGGCGGGGCGGCCGCAUCCUGCAGCACCUCUUGGAGGGCGCCGCCCGCGCCUACCUGCGCCAGCACCACCCACUGACCGCAUUCGAGCGCCAGGUGUUGUGCCGCACGCAGGCGGAGUUGGCGUGGUGCCCGGCGUGCCUGCAGGAGGCCCUGGCGGAGCCGCAGGGGCAGCAGCAGUAG